UCAUGGGAAAUCGUUUCAGUUUUCAAAGUGACAAUGAACAAGUUAAAACUGAUAUUAAUAUUGGCAAUUUUGCCAACGAUUUUCGCGGCAUCGCGUCGUCCCAAGGAAUUGGAAUUGAAACAGGCCGAAAUGUGUAGCCGUGAUAAAUGUGUGGCGCCCAAUUGCCGUUGCUCGGCAAUGGCAUUGCCGAAGCCAGAAUUUAAGGGGCACGAAAAGGAAAUACCACAGUUCAUUACAGUUACCUUCGACGAUGCUGUGACCGCCUUGAAUUAUGAACAAUAUCAGGAGCUAUUUGGCAAUUUGAAAAACCCGGAUAACUGUGAGGUCCGUGGCUGUUUUUAUGUAUCCCAUGAGUACACCGACUACAGCAAAGUGAAUGCCCUCUACAAUGAAGGUCAUGAAAUCGCUUUGCACUCGAUUACCCAUGGUGCGGGUACCGAUUAUUGGCGUAAUGCCGAUGUUGAGCUUUUGAUGCAAGAAUUUGGUCAACAAAUCGAUAUUCUGGAAACCUUUGCCAAAAUUGAUCGACGUCACAUUCGGGGAAUGCGUUUACCAUUUUUACAGAUAUCUGGCAAUAACUCCUUCAUUGCUGCCAAACGUUUGGGUCUACUCUACGAUAGCUCUUGGCCCACCCAACAAUAUCGUAAUCCGGCCAUGUGGCCUUAUACUUUGGAUUAUUUGUCGCUGCAGGACUGUCAGAUACCACCGUGUCCGACAGUAUCAUUGCCUGGCCUGUGGGAAAAUCCCAUGGUGUCAUGGGUGGAUAAUGAGGGCUAUAGUUGUUCCAUGUUGGAUGGUUGCAUAUUUUUGCCACCCGAUAAUGUACAGAGCCUAUUCGAGUGGAUGAAGGGAAAUUUCCAUCGGCAUUAUGACAACAAUCGGGCGCCAUUUGGCAUGUAUUUGCAUGCUGCAUGGUUUGGUCGCAGCCCGAAUUAUUUGAAGGCUUUCAGGAAAUUUUUGGAAUAUGCCAACUCCUUGCCCGAUGUCUACAUCACCACUCCCUCGGCUGUGAUCCAGUACAUGAAACAUCCCAAUUUGGGCAAACCGUUUAGGGGUUGCUUCAAAAAACCCCAAAGUAGCUGUAAGCCCGUCACCUGUGCCCUGGCCAAAACUAAUGGUGAAAUGCGCUACAUGACCGUGUGCGAUAAAUGUCCCGAAAUCUAUCCCUGGUUGGGUAACCCACUUGGUGAAAUAUAAAUAAUUUUUUGUAUUAAAUUAAUGAAAAUAAAUUUGAAUAAAAACCAG
Messenger RNA from Musca domestica (house fly), 1245 nucleotides. Its product is annotated as chitin deacetylase 8-like. NCBI's taxonomy places the organism in Eukaryota, Metazoa, Arthropoda, Insecta, Diptera, Muscidae. Bases 34 to 1197 code for a protein of 387 amino acids. The transcript has 3 exons. The record is from RefSeq and is a predicted model, not a curated record. Gene Ontology annotation, biological process: carbohydrate metabolic process.